Echinococcus granulosus is the source of this 504-nucleotide messenger RNA. RefSeq lists its product as hypothetical. The record is from RefSeq and is a predicted model, not a curated record. Lineage: Eukaryota; Metazoa; Platyhelminthes; Cestoda; Cyclophyllidea; Taeniidae. The coding region runs from base 1 to 504 and encodes 167 amino acids. The transcript has 4 exons.
AUGCUCAUUGAAUCUCUAGCUAGGGCUUCCUCUACCAAGAUUGCUCUGCGUUCUCCUCAAGCUAGUCAGAAGUACGCAUUUUGCAUCAGCAACACCCUCUAUAGCCAACGAAUUACUCAAAAAGCAGGGAGCAUAGAGGUGUCAUCAGUUCUUUGCCAAGAUCAUCCUUGCGAAGUCGUUGGUCUCAGCAAGCAAGAUAGUGCAAAUCCGCAACUAGGCGAUGUAAAAUUGCGCUCCGAGGCAAUCAAACUAAUAGCGAAUGUUUACGUGGACAGCAUCAGCCAGCUCUCAAAUAUGCCCAUUUUUAGGCGCACCCAUCAAUUUAGUCACGUCCAGAUUAUGUCUAACUCAGUGGCCACGCUCAAGAUAGCGCAAUCGAUGGUUCUGCUCACCAACCUCUCGCCAAUGCCGGUGAUGCAAGUGAACCAUAUUAUGGAAGCGCACCUAUCCCAAUUUCUGGUUAAGGUCCUCAGCAUAUACCACCUUCUUUGGAGUCUUCGUUAG